Ilex paraguariensis (yerba mate) is the source of this 530-nucleotide messenger RNA. Lineage: Eukaryota; Viridiplantae; Streptophyta; Magnoliopsida; Aquifoliales; Aquifoliaceae. The record is from the annotation of a GenBank genome assembly.
CUUUUUGGUCUUAUAUGCAUUGCCCAUAGAUAUAAACAGUCCGAAUCACCAUUUCUGCGGUUUCUUAAUGAUUUCUUAUCUCUCUUCAAAUCCGGGUCAGAAGCCUGAAGUCAAGUAAAAUGAAGAAAGUGGUGCUGAAGUUAGAUCUACAUGAUGGUAAAGAAAAACAAAAGGCCAUGAAGACAGUGUGUAGCCUUUCAGGAAUUGAAUCAAUUUCUAUAGACAUGAAGGAGAAGAAAUUAACUGUGGUCGGCGAUAUUGAUCCAAUUCAGGUUGUUAGCAAACUGAGAAAAUUGUGGCACACAGAUAUAUUAACAGUUGGGCCAAAGGAAGCCGAAAAGAAGAAGGACGAUGGAAAGAAAGACGAAGGUAAGAAGGAUGAGGGAAAGAAAGAUGAUGAUAAAAAGAAGGAUCAAAAUGAACAGAUUGCAGACCUUGUGAAGGCCUACAGAGCUUACAAUCCUUGCAUGACACAGCAUUACUAUGUUUACAGUGCAGAGGAGAACCCAAAUGCUUGUGUUAUCUCUUAA